Messenger RNA from Molossus molossus (Pallas's mastiff bat), 3442 nucleotides. It is a transcript of the gene CLDN12, whose product is annotated as claudin 12. The coding region runs from base 191 to 925 and encodes 244 amino acids. The record is from RefSeq and is a predicted model, not a curated record. Gene Ontology annotation, cellular component: plasma membrane. Lineage: Eukaryota; Metazoa; Chordata; Mammalia; Chiroptera; Molossidae. The transcript is spliced from 3 exons.
CUGAGAGGGAGAUUCAUCGAGAGGCUGUUCGGUGUGGGCGAGCGAACUACCCUGGUGUGAAAGACAGGCCCAGAUCAAUUCUACUCUUUGUUCAGAUGUGCAGAUAUUUCUUCUAAGUUGAUUAAAGUUGUUUUAGAACUAUCAAGCACCUCAAAGAUCUGACCGACUGUACUGCGCAAGCCUGCCUGCCAUGGGCUGUCGGGAUGUCCACGCGGCCACAGUCCUCUCCUUCCUGUGUGGAAUCGCCUCGGUAGCGGGCCUCUUUGCGGGGACGCUGCUUCCCAACUGGAGAAAAUUACGACUGAUCACAUUCAACAGAAACGAGAAGAACCUGACUGUUUACACAGGCCUGUGGGUGAAGUGUGCCCGCUAUGAUGGGAGCAGCGACUGCCUGAUGUACGACACUACUUGGUACUCGUCAGUUGACCAGCUGGACCUGCGGGUCCUCCAGUUUGCCCUGCCCCUCAGCAUCCUGAUCGCAAUGGGUGCCCUGCUGCUGUGCCUGAUCGGAAUGUGUAACACGGCUUUCCGGUCCUCCGUGCCCAACAUCAAACUGGCCAAGUGCCUGGUCAACAGUGCAGGCUGCCACCUGGUGGCCGGGCUGCUGUUUUUCCUGGCAGGCACCGUGAGCCUCUCUCCGUCCAUCUGGGUCUUCUUUUACAACACCCACCUGAACAGGAAGUUCGAGCCAGUCUUUACAUUUGACUACGCAGUGUAUGUCACAAUCGCUAGUGCGGGGGGCUUAUUUAUGACUUCCCUUCUACUGUUUGUUUGGUAUUGUGCAUGCAAAUCUCUGCCUUCUCCCUUCUGGCAGCCACUGUACUCCCAUCCUCCCAGUAUGCAUGCCUACUCACAGCCCUACUCGGCACGCUCCCGCCUCUCUGCCAUUGAAAUCGACAUUCCAGUAGUUUCACACAGCAACUAAUGGAGAAAGAGUUGUUAAAGAAAACCUUUGGGCUCACAUUUCCCUUUUACAAGGAGCUGUCUUGGACCAAUGUACAUUUUCCUUUGUUUCUGACCAGUCUAUGAAGCCAAAUGUGUAUGGUAGAAUGAAGUGCUGCUAGCUUUAUGAAACGUGCAUUAUUUUAAAUGUGAAUCGUUCAUCUUCUUAUGCUACGGGGAUUUUUAACCUCCACAGUGAUGUCUGAUCAGUAAUUCAAGUGGAAAGGACCUGUGUCUCAAUUGAGGUGAUUUAGAGCAACAUGGUAGUGUAAAAAGUGAUGGCUGGGAGAAGCUGCUGCAUAUGGUCUUGAUGAAUAUUUCAGAGUGUGUAUUGUCCUUUUUCUUGAAUACCUUAAGCCAGUAAAAAAGGGGGGGGGCAAUUUCAGAUAUAAGAGAUUUUUUCAGGUAAGGGGAGUUAAUAUCUUUACAGUAGUCAGCCUACCAGCCUAAGGCUGUGACUUCCCUUAGUUCUCUCUUGGGGCUAACUGCAUUGGAUAGAGUUCAGUGUUUUGAAGAGUCCUUUCUUUUGUGAGUUCCUUAUCUUCUACCUCAUGCCAGAGUUUAAAAAUAAAAUACAUUUUAAGUGAUAUCAGAGAAAAUAAGCCAAACAUUUAAAAUAUCUAUUAGUAUGGAUAACACUGAACAAUUUUAAGAGUUAAUGAUUCUAUAAAUUAUAUUCUUGUAGUUAAAAUGUGCCAUGAGAUGGAUUGGUGCUUCCUCUGAGGCAGAAAACAUUUUUUACAGAUAUCAGCCACUAAGUGGUACUAAUACCCAUGUAUAACCUCUUAGUUACUAAGAGAAAAAAAAUAAAGAGGCCCAAGUGGUUUAUUAUCUUUUAGGCAGUGUCAGGGGACAAGCAUCUGUCUUCAGUGACAAACAUCAGAAGUUCACUCUCAUGACUGCCUUUGAGUAUGGUUAAAGUAAGGUAUAGCUUCUCCAUGACCACAUUCACUCCCGACUCAGUUCCUGCCCCUCAUCAAGUACGUCCUUGAGCAUAUGUCUUUGCGCAACACUUCAGUAGGUGCGAGAGAGGAUACAUGAAAAGUAUGAGACCUUGUCCCAUUCUCUAAGACAUUUUGAUAGAGAAGGUCAAAAUAUUAUCAGACAAUUAGGGAACAGUAGGACUUUGUUGGUAGCUGGUCUUAACUCCUCAAUUGUUGAUCCAGGAAUAUACUGCAGCUAGAGAGGUGGCUUUCUGGUAGACAAGCUUGUACAAUGCCGGGAGUAUUCUGGAACCUAGACAUUUCAAUUCGUUGGAUCCUUUAGAGCGCCUAUCUUAGCCUAGACACUGUAAUAACACUAUACAAGAUUCAUGAGAAUGGGCGGAAGCAGUAGAGAAAUUAAAUGUUUACUUUUCACUUCUGAAAGUAUGGUGAUGUAUUGAAGAAGGAGGAGUAUUUAAAAUCUCUUCAAAUGGGCUAAUGUUUAGAUGAAACCAUGUUAACACUGAGAUGAAUGCUUAGAAAUUCAGGGAUAUUGGGUCUUUACCCUUGUGAACUUGAGCUGCUUACUUAAUUGGUGUAUUCUGCUACACAUCAGUACUGUGUUCAUAAGGAUUUUGUUCUAUUAACCAUUAACCAUUACUGAACUGUUUUAACAUUUCACAAACAGCUAGUUUGCAUGGUAAACAGAUUCUUGUGCCUCUUUGCAAAUCUGAAUAUGAUACUAAUAUGAUUCUAGUACUUCUGUGGAUGUAAGCGAUACUUUCUAAUUCCAACACUAGUUUAUGUAUAUAGCAAAUAAAUCCAGGCCUGUAAUUUCUACGUGCCAUCAGGAGAACGCAUGCACGCCUAUGGGCUUUUAGUUAUAGCUCCUGAUUUCCUUCAGUCUGUUCCUUCGAACUCGCCUCUGAUCGAGCUGCGUUUUGAUCAUUUCAAGACAAUGGUGGUAGAAUUUUGAGAUUAAUACUAAUUUCCCUCUUUGCUAAUUAAUUUCAUUCCCUUCACUAACUUUGUCCAGAAGUGUCAAGAAGUCCACCAUCCCCUGGUCUUUGUAUAAACAAUGUUAAAGAAAAGUAGACUCGACCAUUAAUAUAUCAGACUGUUUUUAGUCCAGGGGAUCAUAAAUAUAAGUGUUAACCUUUUCCUACAAGAAUGUUUCGGAUUCUUUUCAUAAUCUGUAGCCUUAAAUCGGUAUUUAUUAUAGAGUCACUAGACAAAUGAAACAGCUGUUUCCCUUUUUGUCUUUAAUAUUUCAGAUUUGCCAUCAGUAGCUAUUCCUCAAAGCCAUCCAAGGAAAGCAAGUAUUUAUGAUUCUUUUUUGUAAUUUUCGAGUGCUCAUCAGGCUCUCCCUGUGACAGGGGAUCUAUUUUGUUACAAGCUAUCAACGUUAAGGGCCUUUUGCAGAAGCCAGCUCGAAAAGCACCUUGAACGUGGUGUGAUGCGCCAGCUUUGGUUUGCCCAGCCAUGGGGAGAGCCCUAAGUGUACUUCACUUGUAAAUGUUCGCUGGGUAGAGGACACGUUCGCUGUGAGCUGCAGUGGAAAGCCUCGGGAAACUGCA